This is a messenger RNA of Lindgomyces ingoldianus, 243 nucleotides long. RefSeq lists its product as uncharacterized. The record is from RefSeq and is a predicted model, not a curated record. The coding region runs from base 1 to 243 and encodes 80 amino acids. The transcript is spliced from 3 exons. Lineage: Eukaryota; Fungi; Ascomycota; Dothideomycetes; Pleosporales; Lindgomycetaceae.
AUGGCCGCGAAGUCGCUCGGAGGGCUGUUCAUUUAUGUCCUUCGAACGAGUUCACCUGGGGGCUUUAGCUCCUUUGGUAAGGAGCCUUGCAUGAUACGAGGCAGAUGGUUCAGCCGCAGUUUACCCAAUGCAUUGGGCGUUAUAGGACAGCCGUUUUUGAAAUCAGCUUCCAGUGGCAGGGGAAGAGUCCAGCCGCGGUGCGCCACCGAGGCUUUAGCAAGGAUCUCAAGCAGCUUCAACUAA